Molecule: messenger RNA, 2254 nt
Organism: Brienomyrus brachyistius
Lineage: Eukaryota; Metazoa; Chordata; Actinopteri; Osteoglossiformes; Mormyridae
Product: growth/differentiation factor 8-like
Exons: 3
Coding region: 87-1211 (374 amino acids)
Biological process (GO): SMAD protein signal transduction
Cellular component (GO): extracellular region
Molecular function (GO): cytokine activity; growth factor activity
Source: RefSeq, a predicted model, not a curated record
GACUGUCGGGAACGCUUUUGGGGGUGCUGAAAACUCCACGGUGCCCAGUAAUCCUGAAAUACACACAAGGAGUCCGAACCGGGAACAUGCAGCCGUCACAGUGGCUGAUCUACCUGGGCCUCUUGGUUGCGUUUUCUCCAGUAGGUCUAAGCGAUAUCACACCCCCCAAGUCCUCCGGAGGCACGGAAAACAGCGAGCAGUGCCCGACAUGCGAGUUUAGAGAGCAGAGCAAGCUGCUCAGGCUGCAGGCCAUCAAGAGCCAGAUUCUCAGCAAGCUUCGCUUGAGGCAGGCGCCCAACAUCAGCCGGGAGGUGAUCAAGCAGCUCCUGCCCAAGGCUCCCCCGCUGCAGGAGCUCCUAGACCAGUACGACGUACUGGCAGAUGACAGCAAUGAUGGACUGAUGGAUGAGGACGACGAGCACGUCACCACAGAGAGCAUCAUAGCCAUGGCCACUGAACCUGAGCCCAGUGUGCAAGCUGAUGGAAAACCAAGAUGCUGCGUGUUCUCCUUCAGUUCGAACAUUCAGCCCAGCCGCGUGGUCCGUGCACAGCUCUGGAUACACCUGCGACCGGCUCACGAAGCUACCACGGUGUUCCUGCAGAUCUCGCGCUUGCGCCCGCUCACUGAGGGUGCGAGGCACGUCCGGAUCCGCUCUCUCAAGAUAGAUGUGAGCGCCGGGAUCAGCUCCUGGCAGAGCAUAGACGUGAAGCAGGUGCUGCAGGUGUGGCUGCGUCAGCCGGAGACCAACUGGGGCAUCGAGAUAAACGCACUGGACACCGAAGGAAACGAUCUGGCUGUCACGUCCACGGAAGAGGGGGAAGAGGGGCUGCUGCCCUUCAUGGAAGUGAAGAUCUCUGACAACAGCAAGCGUCUGCGGCGUGAAUCCGGCCUCGACUGCGAUGAGAACUCACCCGAGUCACGCUGCUGCCGCUACCCGCUCACUGUUGACUUUGAGGACUUUGGCUGGGACUGGAUCAUUGCACCGAAGCGCUACAAGGCCAACUAUUGCUCUGGGGAGUGUGAGUACAUGCACCUGCAGAAGUACCCGCACACGCACCUAGUGAACAAGGCCAACCCGCGCGGCACCGCCGGCCCCUGCUGCACCCCCACCAAGAUGUCGCCCAUCAACAUGCUCUACUUCAACAGGAAGGAGCAGAUCAUCUAUGGCAAGAUCCCCUCCAUGGUGGUGGAUCGCUGUGGGUGCUCAUGAGCUCCAACUAGAAGCAGGGUGGGGAGGCAGGGUAGAGGCUGAUGGGUGAGGGUGGGGGAUAGGAUGUGGGUUGGGGGAGGGAUUUGUCAGCCUGAGGGAUUUCUGUGAAAAAAAGUCUUUGAUCUGUGCAUUAAUUCAAAAUGUGGUGUGUGAUAGGAACAGAGGAGGUAAGGGGAAGCCUGGUGUGUCUGGGUGUGGGGGUUAGAUGGAGAGGGGCUGCAAGGAGAGUACAGCACAUACUGCUACACAUACAUGAUUUACACACCCCCUGCCCAUUCAGUCCCACCCCAGCUUCCCAAGCUCACACCAACAACCUUACAAAUAUGUGAAAACUGAUAAUAAAAUGCUUGGUGUUUGUUUGGCAAGGAAAACUAAAAAAAUGUUGAAAGAGCCUGCUGUCUAGGAACCCCCCCCACCCCACAACCAUGUCAAAUUUUUCCCAACUUACUGUCUUUAUGGGUGCAUGUUGUCCUGUAUGAACCCCCAGAGAGACAGUAACACACACAGCCACACACACGCAAACAGCGCCUCCUAGCACACCACCUUUGGAAUACACUGCCGCUGACAUUUCUGUGUCGGACACACCUCCUGUUCGUUUCAUUAUACUUACAAGGCAAGCUUCCUGAUUACAAUAUCCACUAUGUGCCAUACACAGCUGAGUUACUAUGGUUAAUCAGUGCUAUUGGAGAGAAUGACUUGAAUUUGUGGCUUUCUGAAUGCAGUUGACACUUUGAGAUGUGUACAUGGCAGAGAUGUUGUAGAAACACUCCUGUCUCUGCCCGUCCAGUGGUACAGUUUGCACUACGGCAGACCAAUGGACAGAAUUGGUUGCUACAGAAGUUGUAAAAACUGAUUUUUAUAUGUUCGCUAAUUUCUAUUGUAUGCAAUGCAGAAUUGUAUUGUAUACAAUGCAGUUGUUUCCAUUACCUGUUCCAUUAUUUUUUAACCAAUAAUGCAUAAAUCCUUUAACUAGCAGAUAAGAACAGAAAUGAUGUACAAUAACAAAUCUGUAAUAUGUAACUAAUAAAGGUGCUUGCUUUUGA